GACAACGCCGCGCUCCCAUUGGCCGGCUACCUCGCCUCGGCGGCGGAGACAUGGAGGUCGCGCAGCGCGGGCUCCGUUGAAGCGCGCGGUUGGGGAGACGGUCGCGACAUCUCCCCCCCCCCUUCCCACAAACUCGGCUCCCGCACGGAGUGUCCCCACAUCACACCCACCCCCCUUCCCCCAGCAAAGCGACCGGGAGCCAUGAAGAAGGAUGUGCGAAUCCUGCUCGUGGGAGAGCCCAAGGUGGGCAAGACCUCACUCAUUAUGUCCCUUGUGAGUGAAGAGUUUCCAGAGGAGGUGCCCGCCCGCGCAGAAGAGAUCACGAUUCCAGCUGACGUUACGCCAGAAAAAGUGCCCACACACAUUGUUGACUAUUCCGCUGCAGAACAGACAGAUGAUGAUUUGCAAGAUGAAAUUUUAAGAGCACAUGUAAUCUGUAUUGUGUAUGCGGUGGACAAUGAACGUUCCAUUGAAAAGAUCACAAGUAAAUGGGUUCCUCUCAUCAAUGAAACUAUUGAGAAAGAUGAGCGGAUUCCCAUCAUUCUGGUUGGUAACAAGUCUGAUGUGGUGGACCACAGCACCAUGGAGGCCAUCCUGCCUAUCAUGAACCAGUACACGGAGAUUGAGACCUGCGUGGAGUGCUCAGCCAAGACCCUGAAGAACAUCUCGGAGGUCUUCUAUUAUGCCCAGAAAGCCGUACUGCAUCCCACCGCCCCACUCUACUGCACCGAGGACAAGGAGCUGAAGCCAGCUUGCAUCAAGGCCCUGACACGAAUUUUCAGAAUCUCGGACCAGGACAACGAUGGAGUCCUGAAUGACACCGAACUCAACUUUUUCCAGAGGACAUGCUUCAACACGCCGCUGGCGCCUCAGGCCCUGGAGGACGUCAAGAACGUGGUGCGCAAAAACACGACGGACGGGGUGGCAGAGAACGGUCUGACACUCAUGGGGUUCCUGUUUUUGCACACGCUGUUCAUCCAGCGUGGGCGGCACGAGACCACGUGGACGGUUUUGCGACGGUUUGGCUACGAUGACGACCUUGAGCUCACGGACGACUACUUGCACCCACUGCUUAAAGUGCCCCACGACUGCACGACAGAGCUGAACCACAGCGCCUACCUCUUCCUGCAGAGCAUCUUUGAGAAGCACGACCUGGAUGGCGACGGCGCGCUGAGCCCCGAAGAACUGAAGGAUUUGUUUGGCGUCUUCCCGUACAUGCCUUGGGGUCCUGACGUCAACAGCACGGUCCCCACCAACGACAAGGGCUGGAUCACCCAGCACGGAUACAUGGCGCAGUGGACGCUGACUGCCUACCUGGAUGUCCGUCACUGCCUGGAGUACCUGGGGUACCUGGGCUACCCAUUGCUCACUGAGCAGGAGACGCAGACAUCUGCCAUUGUGGUGAUGAGGGAUAAGAAGAUUGACCUGCAGAAGAGGCAGACUCAGCGCAACGUGUUUCUGUGCCACGUCAUUGGCGCCCGCGGAUCAGGAAAGAGCGCUUUCCUUCAGGCCUCCCUGGGCAGAAACAUGGCCAAGCAGAAACAACUGAGAAGCGAUCACUGUUCUUUCUAUGCCAUAAACUCAGUGCAAGUGUACGGACAAGAAAAGUACCUGCUGCUACAUGAGAUCGAUACGGAGUCCGAUCUCCUGACCUCGGCCGACACGGCGUGUGAUGUGGCCUGCCUCCUGUACGACGCACACAACCCCAAGUCCUUCGAGUACUGCGCGACCGUCUUCAAGCAGCACUUUGCGGAGCGACGCGUGCCGUGCCUGGUGUUGGCCAACAAGGCGGACCUGCGCGACUCGCUCUCGGGCGCCUCCUUCCUGCAGAGCCCCGCCGAGUUCUGCCGCAAGCACCGGCUGCCGCCGCCGCUGUCCUUCACGUGCAGCACGGGCAACAGCCCCGCCAGAGACAUCUUCAUCAAGCUCGCCACGCUCGCCGCUUACCCACACCUGAACGAUUCUGACCUCAAGAGCUCUUCGUUCUGGCUGCGCGUGAGCGUGGGCGCCACCAUCAUCACCGUGCUGGGCAUCACGAUCUACAAGGCACUCACGCGGGUGCGGUGAUGCCCCCCCAGCCUUCACGCGAGUGAGGGGGAGGGGAGGGGCUGCCCUCGUCUGUUUUCCUGGCGAGCGAAUUCCAACAAACCCUCCCCCGGCCAAGCGGCCGGGCAGCUGGCCGACCGCCCCGAUCGGCCGGCCAGUCGGCUGGCCUAACACGCAUACCGCAGCAGACACACAUGACGUUGCAGUCCACAGCCAAGACUCGAAAACAAAUGUUGCGCUUGCACAAGUUUGUUUGGUGUGAAGAAAACUUAAGGAAAAGGGGCUCAUUCAUGCAAUGAUUCAACUCCGUCGCGAUUUGAUGAAUGGUCGCGAAUCAGGGUUGUGGCUCGUUUAACGACUCGAUUAUUGAAUUUUGCCGCUUAUGAAUGUCGAGCCUCUAGUGCAAGGGUGUCCCAGCUUUGGUGCAUUUAGGGCUGGAUUGACUGACAUCGCUGAGGGCUGUAGGCCACAGACAUAAACUAAACAAACAAACAUGGAGAUCAGAUAUAUAUUGAGACAGGCUGAUAGGAGAGAGAAGUAUUCACAGGAGAUGUGAGGAAGAUGGGAGAGAUGUAUUUGUUCAGGAGAGAUAGGGAAAGGAUAUGUAUUCAUUAGAAGGGAGAUAUGCCUUCAUAAGUGGUAGAACAUAGUUGUAUAUUCAGCAGAGGUCAAACAGAGAUAUGAGACAUUGAGCAGAGGUCCAUAAGGGAGAUAUAUAGGAGAGAUGUACUCCGAAUAGAUUUGAGAUAGGAAAAGAGAUGCCUUCAGAGAAGAUGUGAGAAUAGAAAGGAGAGAGAUUGACCAGACCCGCAACCAUCCACCACCCCAUAGCCACAAAUCCAACAUGCUGACCAAGACGGUUCACUUAAUUAUUUCUCAAAAGGUUUAUAGUAUUAAUUUCACGUUAAGGCCACAGCAAGCCAUGUUAAAUGAGCCAGCAGACCAAUUUUAGCCCGUGGGCUGUAGUUUGGACAACCGUGCUCUGGUGACUGCUGGUCACGUGACCCAAUCCCGCACAACUUGUACCAGCAGUAAACAAACGAUUCUCAUGCACACGAUUCUACACGUGUCGCGAGCCUAAGAAUCGAUUGAUGUCGAUAAAGAGAUGCAUCGUUACAUGCGUACACAACGGGAGGUAGUUUAAAUGGAAACGAACACGGGCUUGUUGUCAAGUUUGUAACGCACGCAGUAAUAAACAUAAAAUUAGUUCUGCUGAGCUUCGCCAGUGGGCGACUUCAGAGGUCGGACUUAAUCAAGACCUUUGUGUAGUUCUUGUCAACAGGAUCCAGUUGGACUCUGAUCCAAAGCAGUUAAGUUCUUUCCAGGUCUGAUGUGAACCGAUGCUCUGGUGUAAACACGGGUAUCUGCAUGCAGCAGACACUCCCAUUGCUGUGCCAAGCCCUGCCCAGGUCAGGAUCAGCCGGCAGUCUUUUUUUUAUAUUGCGCACAAAAACAUACCCCGGUGUUCACUACUCCGCUGAAGGGCUCGGCGGUUUUUUUUUUCGAAUGCGAGAAAAGCGCAUUCACUUUAGCCGAGUGCAGCCCGAAUACAACACAAGGUGCACAACGCACCGACGAUCCUCAGCCAUAUUUAAGUCGGUAAAGGUACUCCCCCCCCCUCCCCCGCUAACUGAAUUUCCCGCGUAAAUGUAGGCAGACUAAAUCCUGAGUGCUAAAAUUGCCUGAAUAUCGACCCCCCACUCCCCCGAGAACCGGCCGCUUGCUAAUCUCGCAAACACUUUAGCAAUAACACGCCAUGCAAACCGGUCACGAUGGAUGACCCUUGUUAAUUUGUGGUGGUGGGGAACGGGUGGGUAAAGCUGAGAAUUUUUUUUAGCAAGGUUAAUAUGCAUGUUAUCAUCAGUCCUCUUGACACACCUGUCCGGCUGUCCGGCAGUAACCAAAUCAUUUUCCCAUUGUUUCUUUUAUGCCGAGCGCAUGGGCGUGCGAAUUUUACGUCUCUUUUAAAAAAAAAAAAACACGCUGCCCUCCAGUUUUUGUAUAAUGUUCUAUUAGUCCCAGGUGCCGUAAUGGGAUGUCUGUACAUAUUGAGUGUACGUGUAUAGAUUUUCCAGGACCUAUGGCAUUCAGUUACCUAUACCACUUUUUUUUUCCACUGUACAACCGAGCCAUGUCCGAGCUGGCCCCAGGACGCGCCAGGUUUUUCUACAGCAGCACACAAGCCGGGCCGCUGACGUUAACACGCGAUGAAUGAGUCAAGCGGUGUGCAAAUGUGACGUGGCGAUGCUGUGUUCUAGUAAUUUACUAACUGAUGUCAUACGCAGCGAAUUGAAUGAUUGACACCGCCCCUGGCCAGGCUUAGCCCUCUAGCCAGAUGCAGAUGGGAGCCAGAUUGAGACGAGUUGUGAGGUCAGCUUGAUGGCUUGGCCCCUGGGUUCGGCGUGGCAAAUCGCCCAAUGGAAACUACUUGUACCGUGAAGGCCCCCUCGCUGGCACGGCUCGGAUGGGCCAGUGGAAAUAGGUAUAUUGGAGGAGCGCAGCAAUCUGUACGGCGCGCAACCAUUGUUUCAGUUUAUUUAUUUUGGUAUAGCCCUGUGAGCCAUUCGGCUCUUGAAUCGGGUGCAACCACAACAAACUAAAACACGAACAAGAAAAAACAUCUUAAAGUGACUAUGUGACAGUGCAAACAGAAAAUCCAUGAAAAGAAACAGCAAAAUAUUCCUGAAAGGGAGCGCGAGGUGCUAACAUGUGAGCUAGGUUUUAAAGAGAAAUUCUUAUUUUCCCGUACGUGUGGCUUUUUCUAUGCUUAGGAUUCUCACCAUUGAAGAUGGAAUGCUGGGGUUGGCGGGGUGACAUUCGAUUGCUUUUAAAUCAAAUGUGGAAACCUUGAGAAUGUUUGCUGCAAUUUCACAUCGCUCUCUCACGCCUUCUGUCUGUACAUAACGAACGUUAUCCUGGUCACAGCCACCGGACGCUGUUAAGUUGCUGUGAAUCCGUCUCACCUUGAGCAGUUCUGAAAUUGCACCUUUGUGAAUGUAGGCCGUUUAUUUAUGCAGAUCGCUGGUAUUGACUUGGGCUUGAUUUUGUCUUUCCCUUUUCUCGUUUAUUUGGCGAGCGCUGUCUUGAUUACGCCCCCCUGUCGUGCGAGCGCGAGCAGCCCACCGCACACCCGGGUGAGACGUGCCCUGCGAUGUCUCGAAGAAGUGAGCAAAAAUACAAAAAACGUCUCUUCUUUUG
Messenger RNA from Petromyzon marinus (sea lamprey), 5244 nucleotides. Its product is annotated as mitochondrial Rho GTPase 1. Gene Ontology annotation, cellular component: mitochondrial outer membrane. Gene Ontology annotation, biological process: mitochondrion organization. NCBI's taxonomy places the organism in Eukaryota, Metazoa, Chordata, Hyperoartia, Petromyzontiformes, Petromyzontidae. The record is from RefSeq and is a predicted model, not a curated record. Gene Ontology annotation, molecular function: GTPase activity; calcium ion binding; GTP binding.